This is a messenger RNA of Rhododendron vialii, 504 nucleotides long. RefSeq lists its product as uncharacterized. The coding region runs from base 1 to 504 and encodes 167 amino acids. Gene Ontology annotation, cellular component: nucleus. The transcript has a single exon. Gene Ontology annotation, biological process: chromatin remodeling. Lineage: Eukaryota; Viridiplantae; Streptophyta; Magnoliopsida; Ericales; Ericaceae. The record is from RefSeq and is a predicted model, not a curated record.
AUGGGUAAGGAUAAACAUAGAAAUGAGGUAUGUAUCGUAGUAAAUAAACACCUGAAAGAUUCUGUAAUUAUAGUAACAAAGAAAGGAGAUCUGAUUAUUUCAGUUAAGCUUGUGAUCGAAGAGAGUAUAGUUAAUAUUAUUAGUGCUUAUGCACCCCAAGUAGGCUUGGAUGAUCUUACUAAAGAGCAAUUCUGGAAGCAGAUGGAUGACGUGGUUCAAGGGAUACCUUUUGGGGAGAAGCUAUUUAUAGGAGACGAUUUCAAUGGUCAUGUGGGAAUGCAUAAACAAGGGUAUGAGAAGGUGCAUGAUGGCUUUGGAUUUGGUGACCUUAACGAAUGUGGUAGGAGGAUUUUAGAUUUCGCGGUAGCUUUUGACCUCAUAGUUGGGAAUACUCUCUAUAUGAAGCGAGAGGAGCAUUUAAUUACAUUUAAGAGUGGAGCCAAUAGAAGUCAAAUUAACUAUUUUCUUGCUAGAGUUAUAGACCACAGAUCGCUUAACAUGUAA